AUGGAUUUGCGAGCUGCUCUACAUGAGGACUGUAAGUAUACAAUAGCUGAAAUGGUUUAUGGCAAAAAAUUACCUGGCGAAAUUUUUGAAGGAUCAAACAUGCCCAUAUCUAAUGAUAAUUUUGUAAGUAAUCUUCGAAAUCAGAUGGCUCUCUUAAAGCCGUAUCAAUCCAAAUCCAAAUCCAAAUGUAAACAAAAGAUUUUCAUUCCAAAAUAUUUGUACACAUGCUCGCAUGUGUUUCUGCGGCUUGACAGAGUAAAAAAACCUUUGGCGCCCCCAUAUGAAGGACCCUUUUUGGUACUGCAAAGAACCCCGAAAUAUUUUAAUCUAUCAAUUAAAAAUAGACAAGUUAGUAUCUCUGUGGAUAGGUUAAAACCAGCUUAUGUGUUACAACCUAAUGAACUUUUGCUUCCAACUUCAAAAAGUGAUCAUACAUCUGUGCCAAGUAAGCAAACAUCUGUGCCAAGUCAGCAACUAGAACAACCUAAAAAAUCAACACGCUGUGGAAGACAAGUAAAACUUCCAGUUCGUUUCAAUGACGUUAUUGAUUCUUCUUGA
Molecule: messenger RNA, 558 nt
Organism: Stegodyphus dumicola
Lineage: Eukaryota; Metazoa; Arthropoda; Arachnida; Araneae; Eresidae
Source: RefSeq, a predicted model, not a curated record